AUCCACCAUUCAGCAUUUUCUGUUACUUUAACAUCCUCCUCACGAUCUCUCUAUCUUUUUCUUUCUCUCUCUAAAAACGAUGGGCUGUUGUGGUGACAAGGACGAAGAAGACGAUUCAAUUCCUAGUCUCACACGACACCUAAACUCAUCCGAGAUUUCGGGCGAUACAACUACAAUCACAAUCUCUCCAAUGAACUCUCACUUUGCAGCUCUCACUUGCCGAGACACACUCCGGUUAAUCUUCGAGAAGCUUCCGGUUGCUGACCUGGCGCGAGCUAGCUGUGUCUGCAGAGUGUGGAAAACGGUGUCGUCUGAUAGUGAAAUUGUGAAAAAUGCGUUUAUGAGUCCCUGGAAAUUGAAGGGUAUAAUAGGAGAACCUGUGUCUGGGAGUUUUUGGAGAGAUAAUGGAAUUUGGAAAUUUGCUAUUUCUCAUAAGAUUGUUAAAGGUGAUACUGUUGCUAGUCUUGCUGUUAAGUAUUCUGUUCAGGUUAUGGAAAUAAAACGAUUAAACAACAUGAUGAGCGACCAUGGCAUACAUUCAAGGGAGAGGUUAUUAAUCCCUAUAAGCAAUCCAAACCUUCUCAUAAAUGGCACGUGCUAUGUUGAGCUGGAUACCUAUGCAAAAAGGGAAGUGGCAGUGCUGUAUCUAGAGGGCAACCCUGGUAGAAAUCUUAGUUGCUUGUCAAAUUGGGGAACCUCAGACCAAGGCAAGAGAAGGAUUCUCGACUCUUUAAAAAGAAGUAUGCAAGUUGAUGAUGGAACUGCUCAAUACUACUUGUCUAUUUCAAAUGGUGACCCCCGAGGUGCAAUCACUGAGUUCUCUGAAGACCUUAGGUGGGAGAGGCAGGCGGGGUUGAGCUAGGUGAAAAGGGCACUGCUUUGAUUCAGGGUUUUCACACUCCUUAAGAACAUCUUGUUGAGCGAGCAAAGAGCAAAGUGUUAAUAUCAUAUAUGUCUUCCUAAAGAAGAGUACACUUUGGUUCAACAGUAAAGCUGUACUCCUGUAUACUGAUGAUGCUGAAGCAAGCCUGGAAAUUCCUCCUGACAUGGCCAACUUCAACUGCUUCAACUUUUUCCUUUAUUGCAUCUUAAUAAUGCCUCAAGCUAAAUGUAUUAUUUGUAUUUUGUAUGUAAAGCACAUAAUCGUGGACGGACGGACUUUGAGUCAUCUCUGUGGAUUUGUAUUUUAUGAAAUGAAAGGUGUCUUUGUCCA
Molecule: messenger RNA, 1213 nt
Organism: Ricinus communis (castor bean)
Lineage: Eukaryota; Viridiplantae; Streptophyta; Magnoliopsida; Malpighiales; Euphorbiaceae
Product: F-box protein At1g55000
Exons: 2
Coding region: 80-862 (260 amino acids)
Molecular function (GO): protein binding
Source: RefSeq, a predicted model, not a curated record